This is a messenger RNA of Condylostylus longicornis, 1264 nucleotides long. RefSeq names its product elongation of very long chain fatty acids protein 7 (gene bond). NCBI's taxonomy places the organism in Eukaryota, Metazoa, Arthropoda, Insecta, Diptera, Dolichopodidae. Gene Ontology annotation, molecular function: fatty acid elongase activity. Gene Ontology annotation, cellular component: endoplasmic reticulum membrane. Bases 234 to 1142 code for a protein of 302 amino acids. The record is from RefSeq and is a predicted model, not a curated record. Gene Ontology annotation, biological process: fatty acid elongation, saturated fatty acid; fatty acid elongation, monounsaturated fatty acid; very long-chain fatty acid biosynthetic process. The transcript is spliced from 5 exons.
UUGUGUUAGCUAGAUUAGUAUUCGGUUGUUAGAUUUAAAUAUAUUUGAGAAAAAAAAUAUUUUUUUUAUUGCAGAAAUUUUGUAUGCUACAAGGAUUAAAGCUCACUUUGUUCUAUAUCAAAGGAAUACCUAAAUACAUACAUUUUGAUUAAGGAUUAAAACGAAUAGAGUAAAAGAUUUCAAAUAUACAAAAAUUGAAUAAAGAAGAAAAUUAGCUAUAUAUUAUAUCCAAAAUGUCCAGUUUAGUAGAAUCAUUACAAAUUAGAUAUGCAAAAAUGUCGGAAGGCAUAGAUCCAACAAUAGAUAAUUGGUUAUUAAUGAAAUCACCAACAAAUUUAUUAAUAAUAAUAGCAUUAUAUUUGGUAUUUGUAUUAAGAAUUGGUCCAUCAUUUAUGGCAAAUAGAAAACCAUAUAAUUUACAACCAAUAAUGGUCGGUUAUAAUGCAUAUCAAGUUAUAUUCAAUAUAUGGAUGUUUUUACAAGCUUUCAAUGCUGAACGUUCAUUUGCACAAAUUUUAAGUAAUACAUGUAAAUCAGAAACUGAUAUUGAUAGAGUUGCUCAAGUAACAAUGUGGUCUGGUGCAUGGUGGUAUUUCUUCUCAAAAGUUAUUGAUCUCUUGGACACAGUUUUCUUUGUAUUAAGAAAAAAACAAAAUCAAGUGACAUUUUUACAUGUUUAUCAUCAUACUAUUACAGCAUUAUUUUCAUGGUGUUAUUUAAAAUAUUUACCAGGUGAACAAGGUGUUGUUAUUGGUCUUCUAAACUCAUUCGUACAUAUUAUUAUGUAUUUCUAUUAUAUGUUAGCGGCAAUGGGACCAAAAUAUCAAAAAUAUUUAUGGUGGAAAAAAUAUAUGACUGUUGUACAAUUAAUUCAAUUCUGUUUAAUGUUAACAUAUUUAACAGCUGUAUUUAUUAUGGACUGUAAUUUACCAAGAUCUUUAACAUAUUUCUUUGGUAUCAAUGUUAUCAUUUUCUUGUAUCUAUUCGGAGGAUUCUAUCGUAAUGCAUAUUCAAAGAAAUCAGAAAAAAUAAAGAGUGAUGAACCUUCCAAAAAUAAUUUAUUAGCAAAUGGUGAUCAAUUGAAACAAAUGAUAAAUGAAUGCGAUAAAAAUAAUAACGAAACAACAAAGAAAUUCGUUUAAAAGGAGCAAACAAAAAAAAACGAAAAUUUCUAUGAAAAGUGCAAAAUACCUAAGAAAAAAAAGAACAUAAAUAAAAAAACAAAAAAAAACAAUUAUAAUAAAUUUUUUUUUAUAGCAAACAA